Molecule: messenger RNA, 3271 nt
Organism: Eurytemora carolleeae
Lineage: Eukaryota; Metazoa; Arthropoda; Copepoda; Calanoida; Temoridae
Product: ubiquitin carboxyl-terminal hydrolase 45
Exons: 15
Coding region: 28-3090 (1020 amino acids)
Biological process (GO): protein deubiquitination
Molecular function (GO): zinc ion binding; cysteine-type deubiquitinase activity
Source: RefSeq, a predicted model, not a curated record
CCAUAUCUUCGCGUGUUUUAGGGGAAAAUGGGGAAGAAAAAGGGUCGGCGUCAAUCUGACCCGUCCAGAGACGAAUGCGAGUCGACUGACGAAGAAACGGUCGGAUUAGAGAUAGAAGUACAAAGCAGUUGUCCGCACACAGGCAAAGCUGUAUCUUUGGGUUGUAUAAAGAAGAAUCUAAAGAUAGCCUGGGUCCGUGUCGGUCAGUGUGCUGUGUGUCUACGGGAGAAGAAGAUGAGUAGCAGGCCGGCCACCCUACCCAGGGGGAAAACAGGAGCAAAGAAAACUCUACAAGAUGUCAAGAAUGAGCAGCUUGAGAGAGCCCGUCAGGAGCAGAUAAACGCUGCUCAAAAACUAAAACAGCUUCCUAGCAAGGAGGAUUCAGUUAAAGAAGGCGUUGCGGAUACCAAAAACGGUGUGGCGGAUACCAAUAAAAGUGUGGCGGACACCAAUAACGGUGUGGCGGAUCCUGCUACGUCUAGUGUAUGGCUGUGUUUGAAGUGUGGAAGCCAGGCUUGUGAUGCCAAGGAUAAAGAUCAUGCUCUCACUCAUUAUAAAACUCCCAGAUCUGAGCUGCAUUGUAUAUUCGUAAACACUGAAACCUGGACAAUAUUCUGCCACGAGUGCAACAAGGACAUCUUCAUUGACAGUCACAAGAAGCUGUACGAGGCUGUUGAGUUUAUCAAGAAAAUCGACUCAAAUCCUAGUAAACACAUGGCUAAGACAGUGAUGCCCAGUAUGUCUUUGCCUAAAUUGACCGGGAAAGAGUUGAAGGAUCAAACUAAUGUAGCAGUGCAGGCUGGUCAGCUUCCUAAGGUUAAAGGUUUGAAUAACCUAGGAAACACGUGUUUCUUUAACUCCGUGAUGCAGUGCUUGUCCCAAACCCAUCCUCUCACUCAACUCAUUGAUCUGCAGUCAACCAAGGGAGCUAACUUUACUACUCAGGUACUAGAGUGUACUGGAGAGAAUACACUAUCAGAGGAUGAAAAUGAUAAUAUUGGUAGUUUUGGGAUUCCUGAGUUAAGUGUUCAAUUAACCGAGGGGGGUCCUAUGAUGACCAGCCUCGCUGCUUUCCUUAAAGAAAUGCACUCUAAUGGCAAAGCAACAACAAUUAGUCCUUCCCAUCUCUUCGGACAGGUUGUAAAACAGUCUCCAAAAUUUCGAGGAAUGCAGCAACAAGACAGCCAAGAACUACUUAGGUACCUGAUGGACGGGUUGAGGAGUGAGGAGGUGAAGAGGCAGAAGAGCGCAGUCCUCAAAUAUUUCGGGUUGUCGGAGAAGACGGAUCCCGGAGCUGUUCCUAAAAAUGUUCGGAAAAAGUUGAAACUGUACGGGAGGACGGGAAACCAUACUCUUCUAGAUAAAAUAUUCUCAGGUCAAAUGGUGUCUACAGUUGUCUGUGAAGAAUGUCAUUAUUCAAGUCAAACAUAUGAAUCAUUUCUUGAUCUCAGUUUACCUGUUGUUGAAGAUAAACCUCAUAAACCUCGAGCCCGGAACCCUGAUCUAGUUCUUCCUGACGACGAUGACGAUGUGAGAGUCACCUGCUGUGGGGUCCAGGAGGAGAAGAAGUCCAAGGGUCAAAUAAAGAAGGAGAAGUUGAAGAAGAAGAAGGAAUCUCGUCGCAACAGGAAGGACGGGAAGGAGGAGAAGAAGGAUGAUACUAAGGAUGAUGAAGGGAAGAUGAAAGAAUCUGAACAGGAUGCACUAGUCAAAUCUGUCCUGAAAACAGCAGCGAAAUCUGUGAUAGAGAAUAAAGACGACAAAUCCAUUCCAAAGAUAAAAUCUGUGAAAACAGAGACGAGACCUGUAGAGGAGCGAGUAGUGGACGAAAGCUGGAAGGACGGGAAUGAAGAGGACGAGGAGGAUGACGAUGACGAUGACGAUGAUGAGGAUGGCUGGGAGUGGGAUUACGGACAUCCAACCAAUACUGGAGAAACUAAGUUUAAAGAAAAUGAAUCUGACUCUGACUAUAUUGAGACAGGGGUUGAGGAAGAGAAAGAGGAAGUCCCAAGUAAACCUCUACAAUCAUUAAACCCACUCCCGCCGGAGAUGAUUAACCAGUUUGAGCACGAGAAAAGCUCAGAGAGAACUGGCGAAAAUUCAGAAAAUGAGACGGGCGCUUCUUCCAAUGCUGACAUUGAAGACAAUGACAGUGAUGAAAGUCGGAAAAAAUGGGCCAAUACUCAAGUUAUUCUUCUCAACCUGUCAAAACUGGAUCCGGUGAACUUAAACCCGGAGAACUUGGAUCCACACAUGGAGGAAUUAUGCCGAGGAAUCAAACUGCUCAAUUCAACCCCGGAGAACAAGGAUACAGAGAACUCUGACCUCUCCUACCUCACGGCGGAGUCGGAGCAGAAGGAGAGCGGAGACAAACCUCCGCCUGGACAUAAACCUGUUCCAGGAGAUAGAUCCGGGAAGAAGGUUUUGGACAAGGAGGAGCAAAAGCUGAGAUUGAGAAACGAAUGGACUGCCAGGACACUAGUCAGUUUGGCUCCCAGGUGUUCCGGAGAUGAUAGUGAUGAUAGUGAAGAAAAGAAGAAGAAACCUAAAACAGUUUAUUCCAACGCUUCAAAACAAUUUCUAAUAUUCUGUCCUCCGAUGAUCCUCACUAUACACCUCAAGAGGUUCCAGCAGACCCUCAUGGGAUGUAGGAAAUUGAACAAACAUGUAGCAUUCCCUGUACUUCUUGACCUUGCUCCAUUCUGCUCUAGCACUGCUCUUUCCAUUCCUUUAAUGCGACCAAACCAAACCAAGGUAUUGUACAGUUUGUACGGUGUUGUGGAACAUUCCGGUAGAUUGCAGGGUGGCCACUAUACAGCCUUUGUCAAGGUCCGUCCAGCGAACACAUCAAAUAGAAACAUAUCAGACUUCUUCUCUCCGCCACUAAGCAGGGCGGAGGAUAUCUCUAGAUUCUUGGCGGAGCUCCGGCAAAAAUCCUCGAGCAAGGCUCCGCCGGCGGAACCCGAGGUUGAGAGUUUAAACCAGCCUCGGCGAUGGUUCCACGUGUCAGACACUGCUGUCAGCGAGGUUACUGAGGAGAAGGUUCUCAAGGCCCAGGCUUAUUUAUUAUUCUACGAGAGAAUUUUGUGAUAUUUCGUUUAUUUAUCACUCGUCUUAAUGUGAACUUCCUUCUUUGCUUUCAACUUUAACCCAAUCUCAACCAUUCCUUGGUUCUCUUCUUCUGUCAUAUCUAUCAACCCCUUUAAUUAUGAACAAAAAUACUCGUACUUGGCAAUAUGAAUGAAUUACAAAUUUAUUACCAACAAUUGUG